AUGGAGAAUCCAUUCAGCCCCUCAACCCUGUCGCCCGCGCCCAACCUCUCCAUACCCAUCUCGCUGGGGUGGGGUCUCAACCUGACUUCCGGACAGGGAGCCCCAGCCCCGGGGCCACCGCUGCCGCCGCCACUGCCGUACGGCCCUCCCAGCCGCCUGGUCGUCCUGGGAGUCAUCCUGGUGGUGGCUGUGGCCGGUAACGCCAUGGUGCUGUGCCGCCUGUGCGGCGGCGGCGGACCCUGGGCGGGUCCCAAGCGUCGCAAGAUGGACUUCCUGCUGGUGCAACUGGCCCUGGCCGACCUGUACGCAAGCGGCGGCACUGCGCUGUCACAGCUGGCCUGGAAACUAAUAGUCGAGCCGCGUCGGGCCGCGGGCGACCAGGCAUGCCGCUUUGUGCAGCUCCUGCAGGUAUCCGGCCGGGGUGCCUCGGCCCACCUCGUGGUGCUCAUUGCCCUAGAGCGCCAGCGCGCGGUGCGCUGUCCGCAGGGCCCGCUGCUGCCCGCGCGCGCACUCGCCACCCUGGGCUGGCUGCUGGCGCUGCUGCUGGCGUUACCCCCCGCCUUCGUGGUGCGCGGCGGUUCCCCCUCGACGCCACACACCGCCCCCCCAGCCACCCACGCCUGGCCAGGAGAGCGUCGCUGCCGGGGCAUCUUCGCGCCCCUGCCGCGCUGGCACCUGCAGGUCUAUGCGCUCUUUGAAGCCGCCACGGGAUUCGCGGCACCAGUCACGGUCCUGGGCGUCGCUUGCAGCCGCCUGCUCUGUUCCUGGUGGCAGCGUUCGUCCCAUGCCCCAUCGGUUGCGGUGCCCAGGUCGGCGAGUCCCUGCCGAGGCCCUGCGCACAGCGCGCUGCCCCGCGCUAAAGUACAGAGCCUGAAGAUGAGUCUGGCGCUGGCGCUACUGUUCGUGGGCUUCCAGCUGCCCUACUUUGCUUCCCGGCUGGCAGCCGCGUGGUCGUCCGGACCGGUGGGAGACUGGGAGGCUGAGGACCUGGCGGUGGCGCUGCGCCUCGUGGGGGUGACCAACAGUGCUCUCAAUCCCUUCGUCUACCUCUUCUUCCAGGCCGGCGGCUGCCAGCUCCGGGGGCGGCUGCGGAAGCUCCUAGGCGCUCUCUGCUGCGCGCGGGAGGGAGUUGCGGAGGACGAGGGAGCCCAGGGUCACCGGGCGCUCCACCGCCACCGCUGGCCGCGACCCCAUUAUCACCACGCUCGGCGGGAGCAGCCAGAAGAGGGCUAUCUACGCCCACCCCCGCCGCGCCCUCGGUCGCUGCCCUGCUCCUGCGAAAGCGCCUUCUAG
Pteropus alecto (black flying fox) is the source of this 1293-nucleotide messenger RNA. RefSeq names its product G protein-coupled receptor 150 (gene GPR150). The transcript has a single exon. Gene Ontology annotation, biological process: neuropeptide signaling pathway. Gene Ontology annotation, molecular function: corazonin receptor activity. Bases 1 to 1293 code for a protein of 430 amino acids. Gene Ontology annotation, cellular component: membrane. The record is from RefSeq and is a predicted model, not a curated record. NCBI's taxonomy places the organism in Eukaryota, Metazoa, Chordata, Mammalia, Chiroptera, Pteropodidae.